AUGCAGCUUGUCGAGCUAUGCGGGUUGUGGCCCGUCAUCUUAGUUUAUGGGGUGAUGGUAGCCCUGAGUACUGCCAUAGAAACCAGCGAGGCAAUCAACGGAGGAGAAACUUUGGCCCCCGAGUCUGCAGUAUCCACUCUAGAGACAUCAGAUGCUAUGGCAUCAGACGUGCCCAAGUUCAAUACGGCCGCCAUUACAGACCCGCGGCCAUAUGCUGGCGACUUUCCCGUCUGUACCGAGUUUGAUCAACCAUAUUCGCCAUUCUGCUUGCCCAAGGACGGAAGCAAUGUUACGGUUGACUCGACAUACUACGUGACUUGGAAUCCUGAUUAUUAUCCUGUCAAUGCAACCAUUACGAUCGAGCUGCGAUAUUGCACUCCCCUGGAGGGCGAUUCUGCCUUCACGUCGGACAGAACAGAGAACAGCUACGGAUAUAUCCCUCUGAAGAUGCGUCAAGAAUGGCUGCAAGGGAAGGCUCGAAACAAUUUGACGUUGUAUAUCAUUGAAAACGAACCGACUUCGAAUCAGCGAGCGAGUUAUCGACAGGGGCCAAGAGUUCAGCUCACGCAUAGACGCAUAGAGCAUUACAAGCCUCCGCCUCAGACUCCGUACAAUAAAUUGGGACUCAUCCUCGGUCUGCCAAUCAGUGUGAGUGCUGUUCUUCUCGUCAUCGCUGGUUUAUACUUUGGCAUGCGCAAGAACCGGACAAUUGGACUGGGUAAUGUUAUGGGCCCAGGGAACCGUGGAUAUGGCAUCCGCCAGUCUAAGAUCCAGCGCCUUGGUCGCAGAAGAGUUGCCGUCAACAUGGGCGAGUUCGAGAAUCCUAGAAAGUACCGGGAUGACCCUGAAGGAAGGGUCGAGUCGAUCGACGGCGAUCUGUACAACCAGAUGGAGCGCACUCGCGGUCGCGUCUUCACCCACCAGGUGUCCAAGCUGAAGAGCUGGAGUGAGUGA
Molecule: messenger RNA, 954 nt
Organism: Paecilomyces variotii
Lineage: Eukaryota; Fungi; Ascomycota; Eurotiomycetes; Eurotiales; Thermoascaceae
Exons: 2
Coding region: 1-954 (317 amino acids)
Source: RefSeq, a predicted model, not a curated record